Molecule: messenger RNA, 1947 nt
Organism: Cyprinodon tularosa
Lineage: Eukaryota; Metazoa; Chordata; Actinopteri; Cyprinodontiformes; Cyprinodontidae
Product: tripartite motif-containing protein 35-like
Exons: 2
Coding region: 264-1649 (461 amino acids)
Molecular function (GO): zinc ion binding; protein binding
Source: RefSeq, a predicted model, not a curated record
CUGUGAUUGUUGUUUCAUGCACAGAGGCAGUGUCAGAUUCACCAUCAAACCAAAACUAGCAGCUUCCUCUGAGUGAGUCCAGCUGCAGGAGAGAAAAGUGGAAACCUCCAACACUGCUGCUUCAAGCUGCUCACACUCCACACACUGAAGGUGAGUUGGACCAAGAACACCACUCAGAGUCACUUUGAGGGAAGUUAGUAGAGGAGGGAGGGGAGCCAUGACUGACUGGACCUUCUGUGUUUUCAGCUUCACUCAGAGACUAAAUGGCUUCCAGGUUAGAGGAGGAUCUCUGCUGUCCGGUCUGUCAGGACGUCUUUAAGGAUCCAGUUCUUCUGUCAUGUAGCCACAGCUUCUGUAAGGAGUGUCUGAAGAACUGGUGGAGAGAGAAACCAGUAAGAGAGUGUCCAGUUUGUAAGAGGAGAUCUUCUAAGUUUGAACCACCUUUAAAUCUUGUUCUGAGGAACCUGUGUGAGACCUUCUUACAGCAGGGAGAGGAGAUAGCUUCAGAGGAUCUCUGCAGUCUGCACACCGAGAAACUCAAGCUCUUCUGUCUGGACCAUCAGCAGCCAGUGUGCGUCAUCUGCAAAGAUUCAGAAAAACACAGCAAGCACAGAUUCAGACCCAUCGAUGAAGCUGCUCAGCAACACAAGAAGAAACUUCAGGAAACUCUGGAAACUCUGAAGAAGAAGCUGGAAGUUAGGAAGAAAGUUCAGGAGGAGUUUGAUCAGACAGCAGUACACAUGAAGGUCCAGGCCCGACACACAGAGAGGCUGAUUAAGGAGCAGUUUAAGAAGCUUCAUCAGUUUCUAGCAGAGGAAGAGGAGGCCAGGCUGGCUGCACUGAGGGAGGAAGAGGAGCAGAAGAGAGGGAUGAUGAAGGAGAAGAUGGAGGCUCUGAGCAGAGAAAUAGCAGCUCUUUCAGACACAGUCAGAGCCACAGAGGAGGAGCUGAGAGCUGAAGACGUCUCAUUCCUGCACAACUACAAGGCUGCAGUGGAAAGAGUCCAGCGCUGCCCCCUGCUGGAGGGUCCACAGCUGCCCUCAGGAGCUCUGAUAGACCAGGCCAAACAUCUGGGCAACCUGGCCUUCAACAUCUGGAGCAACAUGAAGAACAUGGUGUCCUACACUCCUCUCAUCCUGGACCCAAACACUGCUCAUCCAGAACUCAUCCUGUCUGAUGAUCUGACCAGUGUGACUGGAGGACAGAAACAGAAGCUUCCUGAUAAUCCAGAGAGGUUUGGGAUUCAGCGUUCUGUGCUGAGUUCUGAGGGCUUUAACUCAGGGAUCCACAGCUGGGAUGUUGAUGUUGGAGGAAGCAAUGACUGGAGAGUUGGUGUGUUAGCAGAGUCUGUGAAAAGGAAGGGAUUCAUAUAUUCUGGAUUUCUGGUUAUACAGCUCUAUGAAGGUGAAUACUCGGCACGGUCGCCGCCAUCUCCUCCCAAAGUUCUCUCAGUUCAGAAGAAGCUCCAGAGGAUCAGAGUGAAUCUGGACUGGGACAGAGGAAAGCUGUCCUUCUCUGAUCUGGACACUAACACACACAUACACACCUUCACACACACCGUCACUGACAAGAUGUUUCCACACAUCAAAAUUUGGAGUCAAGUAAAAAUCUUACCCAUGAAGAUCUCAGUGAGCAAACAGCAGCUCUGAUGUUCUCAGCAUGAAGAACACAAAGUCCGAAUAAAACCUUAUUGAUCUGAUUGAAACUCAGUGAUUGAAACAGGAAAGUGGAGAUGAUCUGAUCUGAUCAUCUGGUUGUUUUCAGCUCCCUUUCAGAUCUGCUUCAUAUUCCGUCCAAAUGCUGCAAACUAAAUGUGACAUGAAAUAAAUGAUGUGGAGUUUAACUGGAGAUCUUUACCUUCCUCUGUGACUGGGCACUGACUCCUAACCUGACUCCGCCAGAUAGAUUUGCUCCGCAUAUCCAUCUGGAAACCUUCCGUAGAAGUAA